Messenger RNA from Hyalella azteca, 2852 nucleotides. RefSeq names its product ABC transporter G family member 20 (gene snu). The transcript has 17 exons. Gene Ontology annotation, cellular component: membrane. The record is from RefSeq and is a predicted model, not a curated record. Gene Ontology annotation, molecular function: ATP binding; ABC-type transporter activity; ATP hydrolysis activity. Lineage: Eukaryota; Metazoa; Arthropoda; Malacostraca; Amphipoda; Hyalellidae. Bases 246 to 2444 code for a protein of 732 amino acids.
GUCCAGCCCUUGUGCGAGAUAAACUGCACCUAAGCAGCCUGCACUGAAAACCUGCAAAAUCAAAUAAAUUUUUUACAAGUAAUUUAAUCCGAGCCCUGAAUAUUUGCGCUUACAAAUCGAGCUUUGUCUUUCUAUUUUUCUUGUAGAAUUUUCGACAAUAUUUUAACGAUGUUUAAUAAAUUGAGUUGAUGUUUCCAGAAACGGGUUUUUCGUGUGGUUUAUUAAUUUAGAGAAAAAGUUAUAAGAUGACAGAAAUAACGUCCAACUCUUCCCAAGGCUCUGACGAUGGGGACAACUCAAGGCAAUGGCAAGAGAGCGCAAUCGAAAUUCGCGAUGGGUGUAAGUCGUACGGCCGCGGUAAGAAUAAAACGCAAGUUCUCAAUCACAUCGAUUUGACCGUCCCAGUUGGAGCCAUCUACGGCUUGCUUGGACCAAGCGGGUGCGGCAAGACGACGCUACUGAGCACGUUGGUGAACAGCCUGUCUCUGGACCACGGAUCUGUGCUCAUCUGCGGCUACAAACCCGGCACUGUUGAGGCCGCUGUUCCCGGACACAGAGUCGGCUUCAUGCCUCAGGAGCUUGCUUUGAUGCCAGCUUUAACAAUCAAUGAAACCCUUCAAUACUUUGGACGAAUUCAUAGUUUGGGGAAAGAAAAAACUAAAGAACGAUCAGAAUUUCUACUCAAGUUCUUGGACCUCCCAAAUGGUGUCAGAUUGAUAUCCCAACUCAGCGGAGGACAACAGAGGCGCGUGAGCUUCGCAGUGGCGCUGCUGCACGAGCCAGAGCUGCUUAUCCUAGACGAGCCGACCGUCGGCGUCGACCCUCUGCUUAGGACCAACAUUUGGGAACAUCUUAACAAAGUUUCGCGCACCACAAAUGCCACCAUCAUCAUCACUACGCACUACAUCGAAGAGGCUCGUCAGGCUACUAGAGUUGGCCUGAUGCGCCGUGGCCACCUGCUGGCCGAGGCGUCGCCGCAGAACCUCAUGCAGCACUUCGCUAACCCUUCCUUAGAGGACGUCUUCCUCGAGCUGUGUCUCAGGGAUGGCGACUUGGACCCGUCCGCUAAGCAAAAUUCCGGCUUUGAAAAGGAAACUGACAUUGAAAUGCAGCCGUCCGACGCUGUGAUGACCCGACGUCAGAGCCAAGCGAGCACGGCGCUCGUUGUGAGGCUCAACAGCAGCGGCCAUCACUCUAUGCUGCAGGAGCCAACGAUCCUAAAUCAUAUCAAGAAGCCAUGGACCGCCACCUCCAAAAGAGAAAAGUUCUUGUCCGGCGCUAGAAUAUCCGCCCUCAUCGUAAAGAACAUCAUCAAUCUCACCAGGAAUGUCAUGUUCCUCCUUCUGGCCUUUGCCUUGCCAGCGAUUCAAACCGUCCUAUUUUGCGUCACGAUCGGAGGUACUCCCAAGAACCUACACGUCGCAGUCACCAAUCUCGACAAUGGCAUUAAUUUCGACAAUGUCAUUCCAAAGCUCAAUUACAGCAUAAAUAUAGCAGACGCCUACUUGAAUGAGUUGAAUGAUGAGAUCAUCAUUCAGGACGCUUUUGAUACUUUUGACGCUGGAUUCGGAGCUGUGGAAGACGGCGACGCGUGGGGCCUGCUUUACUUUCCCGAAAAUUUCACGGUAGCUCAGAUUUUCCCCGACGCCUAUAAUGUUUCUGAGAGACAAAUUCACGUCUACAUGGACAACACCAAUCAACAAAUUUCGUACACGAUCCUGCUUCAGUUUUUUGCCGCCCUUCAGCGACUUGUGGUUGACUUUGCGUCAAAUAAUUUCACGGAUGUGAGCAUCGUCAGUCCUUUGAAGAUUGAGGAUCCAGUCUACGGGAGCACCAACCCAACUUUCACCGAGUUCAUGGCUCCUGGAGUAAUCUUGACGUUAUCUUAUUUCAUGGCCAUGUCUUUGACUUCUGUUGCCUUCGUUAUUGAGAAAAAAGAAGGUCUUUAUAACCGAGCACUUGUCGCAGGCGUCAACAACCUGGAGAUAAUGUUAGCUCACCUGGUGACGCAACUCGCAGUACUCAUCAUCCAGGUCGCCAUUAUCUUGGUGUUCAUGUUCGCUGUGUUUAACAUCCCGUGUGAAGGAAGUAUGUCCCUAGUGAUCCUGCUGUCUCUGCUGCAGGGUCUCUGUGGCAUGACGUUCGGUUACUUCAUUUCGGUGUCGGUAGAGGACGAAAUGACAGCAUUCCAAGCAGCAAUGGGCGUAUUCUAUCCCAUUCUGCUACUCUCUGGAAUAGUUUGGCCAGUUCAAGGCAUGCCGAUCGGACUACAGUACAUUUCGUACGCCUUGCCUCAAACGUACGCAUGCGACAGCAUCAGAGCGAUCCUCUACAGAGGCUGGAACCUUACUUACUUUGAUGUGUACUUCGGGUUUAUCGUCACCAUCAUCUGGAUGGCUAUUCACGUCAGUGGAGCUGCGCUAGUUUUGACGAUAAAGCAUUAGAUAAAUGCUUUUCAAUUUUUUAGAGUAUUUUCUUCUUGAAACCAUAUUUUAUAUUUGUAUAAUAAAUGCGAUGUUUAUAUUUGGAUAUAUGCAUUACAUGCCUAGAAUUAUGGUUAUAAAUGCUCUGAAGAGCACAAUUUUUCCUUGAUCAACAAAAUUUGGAAAUAUUUUUCAAAUUUAAAACCCAAAGCCCCAUUCUCUGCAUGCUAUUUUUUUAAGUGAUUCAAUUUCGCAUCUCAUCGCAUCUCAUCACACUCAAUAUAAGCUUGUUAUUGAGUAAGAUAUUGAAUAUGAAAAAUCCCCAAUUUAAUAUAUGUUUGUUCAAUUACCCCUCACAUGGGAUUUAUUUACAUACAUAAUUUUAAGCUACCAUGUUGAAUUUAUUAUGUUGAAUGGUAUACUCUAUGA